Messenger RNA from Cyanistes caeruleus (blue tit), 15019 nucleotides. The record is from RefSeq and is a predicted model, not a curated record. NCBI's taxonomy places the organism in Eukaryota, Metazoa, Chordata, Aves, Passeriformes, Paridae.
CACUGUACACUUCACACAUGUGUAGGUAGCUCUGCUAUCCCCAUCACACGUGAGUCAUCACCUUUAGCCCAUUCUCAGUAAAACCCCUCAGCAUGCUGUUGCUCUGUAGCCGAGUGCCUAGCCUUCUGCACAGACCGUGAUAACUUUGUAGUGUUAUCAGCCACUUGGGGACGUUGAUACAUAUGUCACCCUCAUGGUUCACAUCUUCCUUUCCACCACGAUUUUGCUUUGCAUAUAGCUGUCUAUUAGGUUGAUUCUAGCAGGUUUUGAACAAUGCAAAGCCAUGAAGUAAACUAAACUAAACUAAACUCACUUUUCUUGCUUGGUUUGCCCUCCAGAUUUGUUUGGCUUUACACAGGCAAUGCUCCCAAAGACUGUAUGGUAAUUCCUGGUGGCCAGAAGAGGAGGCACAUUGUGGUCAGUACAGAAAAGGAACAAGAGCAAGAGGGCAAGAGCUUCCUACUGCCUCUCCUGCAGAGGUACCAAGUGAGUGGCCUGUCUGCACCCAAGCAGAGUACUGGUUUUCAGAAAGUAAGUGAGGCUGAGAGACACCUCAAGGCGCUUGGAGAGGAGGAAGAGGACUGGUGCCAGCAUGGAUAAGGACAGCACAAACCUGGCUGACCAGCAGUAUGAAUGUGUGGCUGAGAUUGGGGAAGGAGCCUAUGGGAAGGUGUUCAAAGCCCGAGACUUGAAGAACGGAGGUCGCUUUGUUGCGCUGAAGCGGGUACGGGUGCAGACCAGCGAGGAGGGGAUGCCGCUGUCCACUAUCCGAGAGGUGGCAGUUUUGAGGCACCUGGAGACAUUUGAACACCCCAACGUGGUCAGAUUGUUUGAUGUGUGCACCGUGUCACGAACAGACAGAGAGACCAAGCUAACAUUAGUGUUUGAACAUGUGGAUCAAGACUUGACUACUUACUUGGAUAAAGUUCCAGAGCCUGGAGUGCCUACUGAAACUAUAAAGGAUAUGAUGCUUCAGCUGUUUCGGGGACUGGAUUUUCUGCAUUCUCAUCGUGUAGUGCAUCGGGAUCUGAAACCCCAAAAUAUCCUUGUAACUAGCAAUGGGCAGAUAAAGCUAGCUGACUUUGGCCUUGCACGAAUCUACAGUUUUCAGAUGGCUCUUACCUCAGUGGUUGUUACUUUGUGGUAUAGAGCUCCUGAAGUCUUACUUCAGUCCAGUUAUGCAACAGCAGUUGAUCUUUGGAGUGUUGGCUGCAUAUUUGCAGAAAUGUUCCGUCGAAAACCACUCUUCCGUGGAAAUUCAGAUGUUGAUCAACUAGGAAAAAUCUUUGAUGUAAUUGGACUCCCAGAGGAAGAGGACUGGCCUAAUGAUGUUGCCCUUCCAAGAAAUGCUUUUACUUCCAGACCCGCACAACCUAUUGAAAAAUUUGUACCAGAUAUUGAUGAAGUAGGCAAAGACUUGCUUCUUAAAUGCUUAGCGUUCAACCCAGCCAAGAGAAUAUCUGCAUAUGUUGCCCUUUCUCACCCGUAUUUCCAUGAUCUGGAGAAAUUCAAGGAGAAUCUGGACUGCCAUGUGCCAUCCAGCCAAAACUCCAGUGAGGUGAAUGCAUCAUAAGUGCUGACUGAAGAUGAACGAUAAAUGAACAAGACAUGUAGCUGACAAGGCCACUGUCCCAUACAAACCACGUAGCUGUCCUAGCAAGAUUGUUAUUUGGAGGUUUUAUGCACUUACCUUUUAUUUUGGGAUUGUGAUGUGCUUAUCCAUGGAAUUCAAUCUAGUUUACUUUUAUCAGAGCAAUGCAAGGGCCAGGGCUUUGACCUGCUCCUGUUGCAGCUUUAUGUUUAUUUUGUUUUUGUUUUGUUUAUCUACCUGGGAAAACUCCAGAUGAAGAGAAGCUGCUGACCAGUUUUGCUGCCAUUUUAUCCUUCUGAUAUUGAAUGCUGCCAGUGUUUGAUGAUUGAGUCACUGCCAAAAUAUGAUGCAAUCUCUCUCUCUGUAGCUGCUGACGCAUGAUUUGGUACUUUAUUAUUGUUAUUAUUCUGUGAUAUUUAAAGAAUGGCAAUGAAAUACCAGAUCUCUGCAACCUGCAGUUAACUGAGACAUGUUAAUACAGCCAGCUACUGUUCAUCCAUAGCAUAUAUGCAGGUGCUUCCCCACUUGAAAAUUUGGAUGAAUUAAUUUAUCAUUUCGUUGUUCUAUAAAAAGAACAGUGAUUAUGAUGAUGAUGAUCAUAAGAAAUGUCUCAGCUUUUAGGUUUUUUCAUACACAAACAAGUUAUUAUCUAGCUGUGUUUGUGUGCAUGUUUCAAAAAAAUUGUCCUGUUCUUACUGCUUCAAUUUCCAAAUGGUCUUUCUGUGUUGAAAUGCAGACACGUUCUAGUCCAUCGUCUAACCCAUCGUUCCCCUCUGGAAACAGCUGCAAGCAUAUUUUCUUCAUCUCAUUCCAAAUAAUUUUUAAUGUCUAGCUCAAAGACAUGAGCAGAGCCAAUGAAAAUCAAUACAGAUUUUCACCUUCAACCUAUUCUCAUUGUCAGCCAAAAACAAAAAUAGAAAAAAUAUUUCUGGUUCAGAAGCAGAGAAUUCUAUACCUGUAAUUAGCACAGAGAAGUAUUUGUGCUGCAUUGUACUCUAUACUGUGCUGCCUUACCUGCAACACCCCCCAAUACAUCACAAAUGCAUGAACAAUAAUGCUCAAAAUCCCUCACAUGUCACUUAAUAAGCAGGCUUGUUUUCUAUGCAGAAACGCAUGACCUUCUCUCCUAAACCACCAUGUGGGGUUACUAGCACAUGCCUCUCCACUAAGGUUAAUGUGCCAUUAUUGAAUGUCAAAAUAACUAAGCAAUUUACUUUUCUUUAUAGCACAGUUAUUUUAAAUAUUACCUGAAAUUUUUAUAUUUAGUAUUUUUACCUUAACUAAAAUAUAUUUUCAGUAUUUUGAAAAGAAACUUUUAUUUUUUUAAUACUGUACUGGGGAAAAAGAAAUCUUUUAAAUCCACAGAAGCUGUUCCCUAGCAUGACUUCAGUGCAUUUACCUGGACGUGACUUGGGGAAAAAUACUAGUCCAAUGAGUAUAACUGAUGCUAAGUGAGGCAGCCAGCUUUGCUUACUCCUGUGACAGUCCCUUAGGCUUCUCUCUUCCUCGUCUCUAUUUCAACUUGUCUAGGUGGUGAGCCAGCAUUGUAUCCUUGUCCACGGCAUGCUUGGCAGAAGCAGGUGUGAGUGAGUUGGGCAAUAAAACUUUUCCAGUUGUGACAGGGGAACUUGUCACAUCUGCCAUUUCACGGGCAGGUCUCUCGCUCCUGUGGCAAACGUCACUGUUAACUCCGUUUCAGGUAUCUGCUGCACUGUCUGGGUCAUGGUCCACUGCUAGGAUAGUAAGUGGAUCUUACCUGUCUCCUGGAUAAAGCUUUUUGUUACUGUUAGACAUUUAACUUUGUGAUAUAUGGUUAAAUUAGGUCUACUUUAAACGAGCCAGAUGUUAAAAGGACCACUUGCAUGCUUGCAUGCAGUGGCCUGUGCUUUUCUUUAAGCCCAGAAUGAGCCUAUGCAAAACUUAACCAGCAUGAACAGGCAAGUUGCAAAUUAGGCCUGGCAAAAGCAUACACAAAGCAGCUGCACACAGAGAUAUCACAGAUCCGUAACAUCAGAAUUUCGGAAGCUCUGUGAGCAGGAAGCUGAAGGCCAGGGAGCAGUCACAGCAGCAAACCUUCUAAUCUUGGCCUUGCCUUUAUCAUUCCCUUUGUUCCUACACCCAACUGCAGACCCACUGCACUGGUGUUGUCCCAGCCCUAUUCCUGCAUGCGUUAGUGGACCCAAGUGUGAAUCAUUUUUAACAUUUACAGAGAAGGAUGGGCCAGAAUGAAAGUUUUGCUAACCAUUUUCAAACACUAAGUAGAACCACAAACAGAGACAAAAGUCAGGAGACUAUUGCAACAGUAGAAUUAGAAAAGUUUUUUACAGAGUUUAGCACUUUUGAAAACAUUCCACAUUUCAGCUAGCGCGGAGCUGUCUGUCACACAUACCUUAUCAGUGCAUUCAGCUGGUGUGUCAGGGAGCUCUCCCAGAGCUCUCCACCAACUAACACAGGGUGAAAAUAUAAGAGGAGGAGAUGAUACUUUCCAAAUUAGGCUUAAAACUCGCAGAUAAAAAUGUGCAUCUGUUCCAUGUAAGAAUCUGUUCUAUUAAGCUUAGCAAAGCUAAAGAAUAGAGAAUAUGAGAAUGUAGAUACAUUACUCGGGUAAAAACAGAAAGGAGGAAAGGGAAUACUUUGAGCCAAAGGUUGGCCCAAAAACUAAUGAGAAGGUGGAAAUCACCGGUAAUUUAGCUACUGGAGCAGUAUUUCCCAGUCGUAGUAUCAAAGAGCUAAGCAAGCAGCAGAGAAAAACAGGGACUGGCUUAUGGAGUCAGAAGCAGAGCUUCUGCAACAUGGUGCUGUAUGUUGUCUAAUAUAGUAGGAUCAGGUUAUAAAUGAGAGUAUUCAGGAGAAAAGUUUGCAAAGGGCUGCAUUAAUGGUCACAUUCUGGAACAUCUUUCCAGUGGGAAUGGCAGGAACAAAACCAAGAAAUCGAAGAAUCUUGGCAGGGUUAGGGAAAAUAUUUCUCUAAUGGGGUCCUUGUGGUAGCAAGGGCCUGGAUUCAAAGGACCAAGAAUUUUUCAAAUUACCUCCUUUUCCAAAUCUCUUCAGGAAGGAAUUCCAUUUGACAUGCCAUAGGCUUAAUCAUACUCCAGUCUUUCCUGCCAAACCAUGUGGGGCUUCACUUACAUUAGUAAACUGAGAAAGCCUGUUCUCUGGCUGGGCAAAGCACUGUUGCUAAUACCAUGCCUGGAAUCAUAUUUAUAAUUAGAUAGCACAGACAGCUAUGGGACUGUGCUCAAAUCCAUGCCCUUGCUCUCCUUGUAUUACUGGUAUAGUUCUAAUAUUUUAGCACCUUUACUCAUUACUGCCGUAUGUGUAGGAUGUAGGAAUUGCAUGAGUGAAAAAGAAAGUGCUGUGAUGAAAACUCUUUGUACACCUUUAAAUAAGACUUCAGAGAGCAAUUCUUCUCAGUGAUAUCUAAGCCUGUAUGUGUUCUCUUCUACAGGAGUGGUUCAACAGCAACUAAAAAAUGCUGAAUAACAAAAGAUGUAUUAAGUAUAGCUCCUAGAACACCCACAGCCUGGCACUGUGCUCUUCUCAGCAGAGAACAGGGUGUUCUAAGUAAUGAAAGAGGAAAAUUCUAUCUCCCACCAACCUUUUCUUUUUUUUUCUUAGUCACUACUACAUAAUUCUGCAGAAAAAACUAGACCAAAUAGCCAAGGAAAAAAAUGACCACAGCCAGCUAGUGAAGUGUUAAUAGCAAUCCAUCUGGUGCAGCCCUUUUCUCUUCCCCCGUCCAUGCUCACACCAGCCUUCCCAUUUGUAUCCUUCAUGUAAACAGGUUUCAGUGAUGCUCACAGGUGCUAUUUCCAGCAAGAUUCUUCCAAAUUUUCCAUACCUACACAGUGUCAAUGUCCCCUCCAUUCCCAUUACUAAAUGUUGCUUCUUUCUGUCCCACAGCCUAAACCAGUGAUGAGACAAGAAUUUUGUGCACCUUCUUGCUUAGGUGUAGUUUUGCGCAGCCCUGUGUUGCCUUCCAUGUGGUUAGUAAAAUUCUAAAAGUAGGAUUUGUGCAUAUUUCUAUUAGGCUGUGCCCACACUCCAGGUUUCUUUCAGCUAUUAGUCCACAAUGAUCAAUAAUAGAGUAUCUUUUCCUGUUGUUUCUGUCCUAAAACACACCAAAAAAAUGAGGGUGUCAUGUUUGCAAACAAAUUAAAUUUAGGACUAUGUGUACAGAGCCUUUUUAAUGAAAGGUAUCACUAAAUUGCAGCAUUUGAACAUCUUAUGCAUGGGGGAGGGUUUCCAGCAUGGUAACUCUUAUUUGGUUUUCAUACUCAGUGGUUGUUUUGGUGAAUAAGAAGAAAAUAUUGUGCCUUGCUGCUUUUCACAGGUUAACUCACUGUCUUUGAGAAGCGUGGUUUUUUUAUACAUAUAAUUCUUUCUGCUGUUAGGUAUUAGACCAACUUUAAUAUGGAAAAUAAAGAGAAAACACGCUGUUUUGGUCUUUUAGUCAGCAAACUUGGAGCACUUACCUGACUCACAACUGAAGACACAUCAGUUGUCAAAUACAUAUACAAAAUCAGAAACCACACCGUUUGGUUUAGAAGGCCACAUAAAUUAUGUUCCACGUAAAAGACACAAUGAAGAAGUGUAUUCUAAGAACUCUGUUUCAUAGAACCACUUGGCUAGUAUUUUUCAUAUAUAGUAGGUUCAGGAAUAGAUUGACUUUUAUAUACAAUGUGAAUUAGAAGAUACUAGGCUAUUUGAGUGAUUUUGUUGUUUUAUGCUUGAAGCUUGAAUUGAUUGCAAGCUUAGGAGCCUAACAUAUUUAUUUUAUUGCUUCAAAACUGCUUCUAAAUAUCAAGAUAUUUUUUGAUGUUAACAGGAUUUCACACUUUUUUAAUGUGUAAAUUAUUUUCUUGAAAUUAGUGUGUUAGAAAAAGCAUUUUUCCAAGCUGCAUUAGUGGAGGAAAAUUUUAAAAAUAUAUUUUUACUUUCAUAGAGAGGUGAACUCUUCAAUAACUGACUAUCAAUAAGCUGUACUUUUACUUCCUUUUGAUUACUAAGCUUUGAGUAUACAGGUUACUUUCAAUGAAGAAAAAAAUCAGAAACAAUCUCUAGAAAAUUAAAUGGGAUUUUAUGUUUAAGCUUCCAAGUUGUAUUUUCACAUCCAUUUUUUGGUGCAAGUACAGUUCAGAUGUACAAAAACAUGACUACAAUUUUAACAGUCUAACAGGCUGUAUGACUCAAAUUGAGGUUUUAUUUGUGAGCUGUUUAUUUUAUUAUCUGUCUGUGUCUUGCAAAUUAUUAGAUAAUGGCUGUAAUAUAAUUCUAGUUUCUGGACUAGACUCUGUAACCAUCAAAUCUCAGUAAUUUAUGUAAAACAGAAAGAAGCUUUCUCAUCGAUUUUAUUUAACUAGUCCAUUAAAAGAAGAAAGAUGUAGACAUAUGAACUGACAAAUAUACUUUUGCCAAGUGUGUUUUCUUCCCUUUAGUUUGAAGCUUAGCAAGUAUUGCAUACUGAUAUGCAGCACAUAUACAAUGUAAGAACCAUAAAGACCACUUAAGAGUAGUGUGCACAAAUAAUAUGAAAAAUGGCUCAUUAGACUCUCGGAGAAACCAGCUGAAAAUCAUUACUUUAGCUGUAACACUCAACAUCUUGAAACUCAUAUUUUUUCAUUAAAAAGUAUUCCUGAAAAAUUAUGUGUAUGUUUUUAAUUCAGUGAUAGGCACCCAAACAGAACUGAAUCAAGUGGGAACUUGUUCUCAAAACUGAUUUUUUCAGGCUGAGUAGAUACCCUCAGUUCUUCAUGUACUCAUCAGAAACUAAAAUUAACCAGCACCAUUCUUAGAUGAGCCUUUCGGUUUCUGAAAAACCCAAGGCUGCUGUGAGUAAAGUUAGUGGAAAAUUUGCUUUUACUUAAAAGUCCUGUGGAAGCUUCUGCAAUGUUCAGUUUUCCAGCCUUCACUAAAAGACUGUGCAAAACAGCAAAGAUGAAUCAAAACUCCUUAACCAAAUGGUCUUUUUCCCUUAAUGUUACAUAUUUUAAUCUGGUUUGGGAUAUAUUGAUGGGUUUUAUCAGGCCCGGUGUUAAUGAGACUUUUGCAAGGCUAGAGAAAGUAAAAAGAACUUCUACUAUAGUAUUUUGAUUGUUGGUGAUGGUAGUAGAGCAGAUUUUUUUUUGUUUCCAGAGAAAGGGUCAGACAAAAUAUACUGCCGUCAAAAAAAUGAAAAAAAAAGCACCCACAAACGUCUGACACUUGAUAAAGAUUAGAAAAGAGAUUUUUAAUGAGCUGUUUGGAAAAUAUUGUCUGGAUGAGUGAAAAGAAGCAUUUUUUUGAUGUGAGAAAUGUAAAUGCAAACAACAUGUAUUAAAUAGGCAUUGAAACUGAUACUUUUUCUCUGACUUUGCAAAGUUGAUAGAGUUUUAUGAAAAAAAAUGCAUCCAAGUAUGUAUUUAUUCGAACUACCACUCAAAUGUUCAUGUGCACUAAAGCAUCGUGUACUGUUUGAAAGGAGAUGGGUAAACACAUCAUGUUAAGAUUUACUUUGGUGUCUACAAGGAUAUGCUGUAAAGCUCUCAAGCUAACUGUCCAUUUUUGAGCAAGCCAAAUUCACAUUCACACUACUAGCUUUCUGCAUCUAAAACCCAUCCACGUGCCUGAAAAAACCCCACAUUUUCUAGUGUUUACAUGGAUAGUUGCUCACAUUGACAUGCUCAUGUUAAAUCCAGACAGAGGACAGUGUCUGCCACUGAAUGGAAAAUGAAUUUUCACAGACUGACAGAUUCCUUUGUACAAUUACUCCUAAAGGGUUUGAAAUCAGUGUUCAGUGAUAUGGAGCCCUACAUUUUAUUCCAUGUUUCACACGUACAUCAUGUUAUGCUAGUUCUCAGCCUUUUUUAAAAAAAGUAAAACCCCAGUUCUUUAAUGUUAGGAUUAAUUUUGAGUAGCUAGAUGAAGGAGGAAAAUCGUGAUGUGAUGGAAAGAGAAAAAACAGGCAGAGAGUAGGAGAGUUGGCAAGUGAGUUUGACUUCGUGGAAAAGUUACAUAUAAACAUAGGGGGAAGACUUCUUUCCAGUUGUUUUGUUUCCUCCUGUCAUACAAGAUGAUAAAGCAAGACUCAUGAACAGGAUUUUGGUUCCAGAUACUUAUGCCAACUCGAGUCGUGAGUUCCAGUGCACUUUUUCAACAUAGCAACAGCUCUAUUUUUUAAAUUUUGCACAAGCUAGGGCUUUUUCUGGGUAAACAUGAAAAAAAGUCUUAUGAGAGAGCUUGACAGCAAACUAAGCUGUCCACAGAGACAUUGCCUGUAGUUCAGCUGCAGACAUUGGAGAAUGUAAAGCUCUGCUGCAGGAGAGCCACUGGCAGUGCCUAUUAGUGUGCAGUGUUGUGCAUUAGAAGAACUCCUGCUGCAAAUUGAAAAUCCUUUGGUCAUCCAAAAUGGCAUGGUUUUACAUACUUGGAUUUUGAUAAGGUUAUCCAUAUGCAAGUUUUGCUGGCUCAGUCCAGGUGGUUCACCAUCUUACAGGAGCAAGUCUGAGAGCUUAGCAAGUCUGUCCAACACCCAGUGUAAAUAAUAAUGCAAAAAUCAUCUGCCACGGAAAAAGAAAAGACUUUCUGUAGGUUGUAGAGUAGGAAUGAGCUUUCUGAGCUGCUCUGCCAACAAGAGCUACUGUUAACUAUUAUUAUGCCAGCUCAAAAAAAUGCAGAAUAGGAGGCCUGCAUGGCAUUUUGUUGUGUUCAGUCUAUGUGCAUGGGUGGCAGGGUAAGUGUUGGCACAGAGUGGCUAAUUUUAGUCCUUCCAUUAAGCAUGAGCAACUAGGCUUGGCACAGAGACAAACUUCAGACUUUCAGGGAUGGGAAAUCUCUACUUCUCUGCAGUAGUUCUCUGGCUCUUGUUAAAUACAUAUAAUGGUAGAUCACUCAGCUACUCAAGCAGUCCUUUCCUUAUUCCAGAUCAUCCUUCUGUGAUACUGUGAAGGAAGCCCUGACCAGUCUAUUCCCCAGCAGUUUUCCAGCUUUCCUGCUUCCUCUCACUGCAAUGGCAAUUACCUUUCAUUUGUAUCUGACCCUGCUGGUGCUUCCACUACAACUGAAGUAGCUGUGAGCUAAAUUACUGCCUUACUCUGCAACUUUCAGUCUUGGCCAGCCAGUGAUUUGUACUCUAGGUUUCCCUUGAUUCUCAUUAGGAACAGGGAAGUAGUACAGUAGAAUAUGGCUACUUUCACACUUUUUGGUUCAAGCCAAGCAAUGAGCUAGAGCAGACUAGAUUGAACAUAAUGUUCAGUUGAUCAGCCAAAACAACUUUGGAUUCAGAAGAUCAUCUACUAAGCACAGAAGAUCCCUGAACAACUGUCUGUGAUGCACGUUUUUACAAGAACACGCAGUGAUGCCCCUGUUACACAGAAGCUUUUGAUGGAUACAAGACUAGCAAUGCCAGCCUCCUACUGCUUACCCCGCUUCCCCUCGCCUUCCCCAAGAUCCCUGUUCCCAGGAAGAGGAUUCCUCCCAGCACAGUGUGGAGCAACUGUGAAACAGUCCCCAGCUCUCAAGAUAGGUUGUGUUCAUGUACGUAAGGGAUCUCAUUCCUUCCCUUUUGGCUAAGACAGCGUAAAGUACAGAGCAAGUACUAGGCACAAACAGACCUUAAAUGCCAAAAUAUUCUCCUGAGGAAAAGUCUUCCCUGCAUCUAAAGGGGACAUUUACUGUUUCUAUGAGAGCUGACUUUUACUUUUUGCAUUUUAAACAGCUGUGAUAUAAGAGCUCCCCUAAGAAAACUCUCCCUCUGCGCAAAAGGGAUGAUACUGAAUUCUGGACAUUUUGUGGGAAAGGACAAAAUGUUGUAUUCCAGGUGGAUUAUAUGUAUCUCAAGCAAUUAUCCUUCAUCUGUGGUUGAAUCCCCCAAACUGGGUUUAAAAUGUAGCCUGAGUCUGCAUGCUAGUUAAAUAAGUGUUUUUCUAGCAAAGCCAAAACCCACCAUGAUUUUUUGCAGGGACUUUUAUCUUGGAGUACCUUUCAAGAAAGGUGUCUGUAACCAUGAGUUGCACCUACAGGAAAAUGUGCAUCAGAAAUUGGAUGCUGGCAAGAAGUUUGUGGAUGUGAGGCUGUAGAAGGUGGCUUAUGUAAGCUCAGGGGGGAUGUGCUUGUGUGAAAGUAUUGGUUGCCAUGCACAUUUUGAACUGAAGUUACCUAUCAGUGCGUGAUAGAAGGACUGCAGCAUCAUGAGAUUAGAGUUUUUUUCUCUUUAGGUGACUAGCAACUCUGUGGUGUUCCAGCUUUGUUUUGUUCUGGUUUGAUUUAUUUCACUUCCCUACUGCCAUUUUCCUUUCUGUUGUGUGUAGUAAGUUGAAGAGCAUUACUUUAUAGUUUAUCAUCUCAGAAAGAGAGAAGGCCAGCACUGUCUGAAAAUUUUGAUCACAUUGUGGUGGUCAAUAUUAAGGGAAUCAUAGAAUAUGCUGAGUUGGAAAGGACUUACCAGGGUCAAUGAGUCCAACUCCAAGAAUCACACCAUGUGCCUAAGAGUGUUGUCCAAACACCACUUGAACUCUGCCUGAACCAGGCUUGGUGCUGUGACCACCUCCCUGGGGAGCCUGUUCCAGUGCCCAGUCACCCUGUGGGUGAAGAACCUUUUUCUGAUACCAACUUAAACCCUCCCUGACUCAGCUUCAAGUCCUGUCACUGGUCAUGAGAGUGAGGUUGUCUCCUUAGUUCCAACAAACAGAAUUCAACAUCCACAGCAUCUGCCUUCCAUUAAGCACUGUUAAAAACCUGUUAUUCUCCACAAUGUUCAAAAUCUCUUUGCCAAGAGAUUGAACUCCUUUCUUACAACCCAUUUGGAGUCACAGCAAUGUGAGCAAACGAAGUUUACAUUAUGAUGGUGCUUUUCAGUAAGAAAUGAGAGCCAGUUCCAGUUGCCACACAGACUGAAAGAGUCUCAAGGACUUUUAGCCAGGCACCAUUCAUUGGCAAGGUAGUCCCUUCUGCUAGGGCAAGAAACACAUUUUAAAACACUGAAGAUAAGGAAAAGAUAAAGGUGCCAUUUAUUUUUCCAGUGGAAUCUGUUUUCUGCACAAUGCUGUAUCAUUUUGGCACUGAAACCAAGCCCACAGAUGAACAUUAAUUAGUUGCUUGCAGUUUUUAAUUUCCUUGUAAAUUCUUUACAAGCAUUCAGAUUAAUCAUUUAAUUCAAAUUCAUUUAAAUUAAUCUGCCCUUGAAUAUCAUAUAGAUUUUAUUGUUAAUAUAAUAUUUUGCUGCAUGACUUUGAGCAGCUUUGAAAGUAUAAUGUCUUUGAAUGCUCUAGUUAAAGAAAAAUUAUACCCUCAAAAUGCUGUGUUACAAGUUGGAACUGUAUACUUUGGAAAUGAUGUUUAUAUUAUAAACCCCCAAAGGCAUCACAGGGUGCUUUCAUCCAUAUGUCUGUCUUCUACUUUCUGUGUUACAGUGUGUAUUUGUACUUCCUCACUAGCUUGAUACUCUUCAGUCUGAAGGUCUAUGUCUGCAAAGACACGAGUGCUGAGCAGUCUCACAGAGCAGAGAGGGCUUACUCAUGUGAGUGCAGCUGCUCACAGAGUGUUUGCAGAAAAAGGCUUUCCUUCAGUAACUGACUGUAAUUGUGAGGACACAUGGUUAAUAACAGCACCAAGACACCAGUAAAUGGAGUCUGUGUUUAUUGAAAAUGUUGACACAUUUAUCUUCAAGUUAUUUGACAUUAAUAUAAAUUAUUGCUAUUAUGAUUUAGUAUAUUAUUUUAUAUGAAAACACAUUAGUCCUGUGAAAGGGUAGUUGCAAAAAAAUGUGUUGAGUCUUGCUGCUUUAUUGUUUAUUUGCAUUUAGUACACAUUUUGGUUGUUGAAAUGAUGCUAGCUUCUUAGAGGCAGGAAGAUAGAUCAGUCUGAAAAAAUCGUAAGUGUCAUACUGUAAGAUAGAUCAGUCUGAAAAAAUCAUAAAUAAGCGUCAUACUGUGCAUUGAGUUUUGCAACUAGAGUAGUAUAUGUGUUCAGAUUUAGUAUUUUUUAUGCUUUAGAGCAUUUUUGUUUGUUUUAAUUUGUAAAGGAAUAACCAGAUUACUUUGAAAUGCUAUUGUAGAGCUAAUUUUACACAUAGUGGGGGGAUGUUGUCUGAAAAACUAAAAUUAGAAAACAUUACAUAGGCUGCCUUUGGCUUUAGUUUGUUUGUUUGUAGAAGGCCCAGCAGGUAUCUGUUGAUUCCAGGUGCUUAAGCCAGGGAAGAUUAAGUUUGUGCAGCAUCUUGUAACUGAAGAAAGUUUUCUGCAUUGAUAAAGUUGCCCAUCUGGGAUUGAAGUAAGAUUGCUGCCUAAAUAAAAGCAUAAAGGCAGCAAAUUUAGGUGGUGGUUUGUUGUGGGGGGUUUUUUUGUGCAUGGACAAUUGCAUAAAAUAGGGUUGGAGUUUCAAAGUAUUUUAAAUCAUUUAGUAUGAUUUACUCUUGUUGUUAUUCCACUGACUUCAGUUAAAUUAAACCAAGAAUUUGGCCUUGUAAGUCUCCAAAAUUUCAGUGUCGGGCAGCUCAGGUCUAUAUAAAGAUACUUAAGCGUAGUAAAUCUGCAAGAAUACUAUAUAAAUUGUAAUGUGUGAGAAAAAUCUUAACUCUAGUUACAUUAUUUCUCUAAAAAUUUCUAUUCAUUUCUUUUUUAUACAAAAGGUCAGAAUUGUACUUCUUAGUGGCAUUGGGAUAUGUGGAGAAAAGCGGGAUGCUGGUACAGAAAUGUAUCAGAAAUAAGAUUCAGUUCUUACUGCUCCAUGUGUGCCUACCUUACGCGUGACAAAUCCCACUGAAGUUAACAGAAGUCAUAUAAAGUUAAGCCUGUUUGUAACUCUCAAGAGAUACUGGGUUUAGAAUCUUCAAGAUAGGUUAUGUUCUCAAAAGGCAUUAUUAAACUCGUGGUUUCAGGUUUACAGAAUAGUAUGAACAGUGACGACAGCUUCCGAGACACAUCCAGAGUAGCUUUAUUAAUUGAUAUUACACCAGACCAACAUCCAUUAGCAAAUCUACAUCUUUCUCUGUACCUUCAUUUCUCAAUAUAAUUAAAAAAAAAAAAAACAGAAAAAGAAAAUUGAAACAGACUCUAAGCUGUUAGGAUUAUUUUUUUUCUCUCUUUUUUCACCUUUUUUUUGUCAUAAAAUAUCAUUUGCUCUGGAGUUGUCUCGGAUUUGAUAAUUCAAGGAAAGCAUGCAAAGCAGUUUGGAAUACAUUUCUUCAUUCACCUUAGGGCAUAUAUUCAGCUGGUGAAAAUCAGCAUAGUCCUGUUGACUUCUACAGCGUUGUAUGUCAGUCUAUACCAGUGCAACAGUUGGCAUGUCAGGUUUUAGCAUUUCAAGUCACUUUACCUACACAUGCAGUAGGAUUCUGUUUUGCAAGAUGGAAAGUUACCUACAGUGCAAACUGUACUACCUAAACUACCAUUGAUACCUAUUCACAGGACAUGAUUUCACUGUAUCAUUUCAUACUUGAAAUUCAUGAUGUUCUUCUAAUCAGGGUACAAACAUGAAAAGGUGCGUGUGUUACUGUUUCUUUUAAAGGUGCAUCAUUUUGUUUUUUAUUCUGUGUGCUUAAUAGUUACUAGUCAGUGUUCUUUACAUUCUUUGCAUUCAGCAUUAAAAUCACCUGUGUGUGAAAUACAGUAUCACCUGCAGAGGUACAGAAAAAUGUAACAGCGAUUUCUUGAAUUGUUACUCAAAUAUACUGGUUUACCUUUUAGUCAUCAAUAUGACAUCAAGGGGCUACAGCAUGUGAACUGUGGUAUAUAGAAAUCUUGCACCAUUGCUGUACAGGAAAUCUUGCAGACCCUCUCAUCUUCUUGCACAGCUGCUGAUUACCAUAUACACAUUGGGAAAAAGUAAGUUUCUGCUGUACAGAAUGGCUGGGAAGUAAUACAGACACUUUGGAAACUCUAGAGCUCCCUUUGCAAGCUUUCAAACAAAGCCCUUUGAUCUAACUGCAUGCCUGCUCUGUGUCCCAAAUUUCACCCUAUGGGGCUUUCUGCUAUAAGAACACCCUCAGCUGGGGCUACUUUACGUUGACUGCAUUGAAGUUCAUCGGAGCAUGCACCUUACCGUAUUAACAUAUUCUUUAGCUUUUACAAGUUUGUAAAGAUGGUUGACUGCAAAACUAAUGUGUCAAUACAGCAGAAUUAAAUUAAGGCACACAGAAAGUUAUCAAUAAUGUAUUAUAUCAGAAUUACAGUCCUUUGGAACUGAACGUUUUGCUGCUGGCAGUGCAAGAAAAGCAAAGUUGUGUAUUUAUUGUUGGGUGCUGAGGGUUCAGUAUGAAAAUCAAUAUAAUAAAAAUUUUCACAGUGUCUAGUUCUCUUUAGUUCCCAAAUUAUUGAAAAGUAAAAAGGCAGAAAAUUAGUUUUGUAUUUAAAACUGCUUCACCCUUCUAGCUAUAUUUUUCUUUUAUCUAAAAAUGUAAAAUGAAUACAAAUGCAGUAAGUAUUGUAUAAUAAAUACAGAAAAUUAGCAACA